This is a messenger RNA of Babesia microti strain RI, 492 nucleotides long. RefSeq lists its product as hypothetical. NCBI's taxonomy places the organism in Eukaryota, Apicomplexa, Aconoidasida, Piroplasmida, Babesiidae. The record is from RefSeq and is a predicted model, not a curated record. The coding region runs from base 1 to 492 and encodes 163 amino acids. The transcript has a single exon.
AUGGCGUAUUUUGGGACAGAAAUUGCAAGCGUCAGAGGCGUAGGGACGGCCUUAAACGUGAUAUUUCGAUGCAGAUCAGUAAGAAGUAUCCAGCGCAAGAGAUGCCACCUUUUAAAGCCUGAUGUGAGAUCUUUCAGUGGCUCAAAUAGUGCAAAUUUUGAUGGAGAGAUAGAAACGCCAGUGGUCGCUAGACAGCCAUUCCCAAAAUGUCAAAAUGGCAUGGAUGUAACUAAGGUGUUGAAUGGACCUAAAAAUUUUAAUCGCAACAGAGAAUUCAUCUACCUACGCCAAUAUCUAGAAGAACCACAGGCUACUAAAUUAACUCGUUUUAUCAUGGCAAAUAAGUCUAUUCUAGUGUCAAUUUCCAUAGUAAUUACCGUCCUUGGCCUGGCUACAUAUGUAGGCCUUAUGGGCACAACUUGGGAGUACGAAGUGCAGAAACAAAUAGCCCUAAAGUUGCUCCAGGAGGGAGGAUUGGACGAUCGAAAAUAA